CCGUGGCUUCAUCUGGAACGCGGCGUGGCCAUGGGCCCAGCGGCCGGAGAGGAGGCGGAGGCCCCGGCGGGCAGCGUCCUGUCGGCGCCGCGGCUGGUGGCGGCGGCUCGGGAGGAGCUGGGGGCCGGGCGGCGGUGGAGGUUGCCGGCGGCUCGGGCCCUGCAGUUAGCCGGGGAGGUGCUGGCGGUAGCGGCGGGGCUGAAGCCGGCCUUGCUGUACGAUUGCGGCGCGGCGGGGCCCGCCGAGCUGCGGCGGUACCUGGGCCGCUUAAUGGAGGCCGGGCUGGGCCCGUGGCGCCUGCAUUUGCUGGACAUGGAGGGCUCGGCCCUGCUGCUGCACCCGGGGCUGGCCCGGCAGAGGCUGGCGGUCAUGCUGCACUCCCACCCCGCGCCCUUCAUGGAUGUAUCAGCCAGGCGGCAGCGUCCGGCGCUCUGUGGGCCGGCGGAGGCUGAGGCCAUCAGGAGCCAUCUCACCACACUCCUUGCCCAUAUAGGGGCUGCUGAGGCCACUGCCACCGGCCCCGUGUCCUCCAGUGAGGUUGUCCCCACUGGCUGGAACCUCUGCACCGUUGUUGGGGUGCUGCUGGGCUACCCGGCGGUGUACACCUUUGCCAUGGAGGAAGGUUCUGAGAACUGCCUGGGGCUGACGCCGCUCAGGGUGUUCACGGUCCAGGCCUCCUGCCCCAGGAUAAGGGACGGUCUCAGGGUCCAGAUUUACUCCUUCAGCAUCCCGGAGAGCCUCUGUGCGGAGCUGAAGGAGGUGCUGGACGCCUGGUGUGAUGAGCUGAAGGAGGCCUUCAGUGCACAGAGUGACUUUGUAGAUCUCUGCAUUUCGAGCGAGGUGGUGUCUCUUCCAGCAGUUGCCUUGUAAAGCACAAACUCAGGCUUUUUGGCCUAUUUCUCACUUGCAUCAGGGACCAAAGCGAGAGAUGCAGUUCCUGUGUGCAUGGCCUGCUCGAGGUCUCAGGAGGCCCUUGAGCAGCAGAGGCUGAACCGUGACCGUCUCAGGUGCCAGACACAGGCCAGUUGCAAAUUAAAUGUGAAUUGUCCAGAAGACCAGUGUGUGGCUGUGCACCCUCACAGCUGCUCUGCAGCCUCCAUCCUUACUGCAGUGUGUGCCCUGUAAAGUCAGGGUGUAUUUAUUUACUGCAAACAGCUGAGGAUUAAUAAAACAUUUGAACACCACAGUAUUUUGCAUUUGUGAAGUAGGCUCCAUAGCAUAUUUGCUACUCGUGCAACAUGGUGUCACUGCCUCAUAGCUUCAAUGGGGGGCAAUUGCUACCGUAACACUGGGACAGUGCAGCUCCAAAAGGGGCCUAAACCCCCUGUCUCUGUGGAAUUCAUCUUGCGCUGGCAAUGGAGGGCAAGCGGAGGUGGCUGUGAGGACGCUUGGCCACGAGACAGGCUCAUGAAGUGGUCGCCUGAACUGGGCCCAGGAGGACUGGGCUAAAAAGCCUCCCUGAGCUGGGUUUCUCUGUCAGGAACCAGUAGAGAUGGUCCAGGGUUGAAUAAUUCGCAUUUAGGGAGGUAAUAAAGGAAGACAACUGUGUAGUCCUCUCAGUUGUCGGGCAUGAAAACCAGGGAGGCCAGAU
Molecule: messenger RNA, 1591 nt
Organism: Calidris pugnax (ruff)
Lineage: Eukaryota; Metazoa; Chordata; Aves; Charadriiformes; Scolopacidae
Product: chromosome unknown open reading frame, human C1orf74
Exons: 1
Coding region: 31-870 (279 amino acids)
Source: RefSeq, a predicted model, not a curated record